AUGGCGAUUUCUUUCUCUGCACCAACUCUUCCUGCGCUUAAUCCCCAAAACUCAACUAAAUUGUCCUGUUACGACUAUUCAUCGAAACUAUCAUUCUCUUCUUCUCUUCAAUUUCCUCUUCGGUCUCACCCGAUUCGAAUCGGUAAUAAGGCGAUUUCUUCUUCCUCGCUGCCUCGGCACCGUCCUUUGGUGGUUGAAGCAAAGAAGCAAACAUUUAAUUCCUUUGAUGACUUGUUAGCGAGUUCCGACAAGCCUGUUUUGGUUGACUUCUAUGCUACCUGGUGUGGACCUUGUCAAUUCAUGGUUUCAAUCCUCAAUGAAGUGAGUACUGCUCUGAAAGAUAAGAUUCAGGUCGUGAAAAUUGACACUGAGAAGUACCCUAGCAUUGCUGGUAAAUACAGAAUAGAGGCAUUGCCGACUUUCAUCAUAUUUAAGGAUGGGAAGCCAUUUGAUCGUUUUGAGGGUGCCCUCACUGCUGAUCUGCUUAUUCAACGCAUUGAAAAUUCAUUAAGUGUUAAGCAAUAG
This is a messenger RNA of Theobroma cacao (cacao), 525 nucleotides long. RefSeq names its product thioredoxin Y1, chloroplastic-like. Gene Ontology annotation, molecular function: protein-disulfide reductase activity. Lineage: Eukaryota; Viridiplantae; Streptophyta; Magnoliopsida; Malvales; Malvaceae. The record is from RefSeq and is a predicted model, not a curated record. Gene Ontology annotation, cellular component: cytoplasm.